Babesia bigemina is the source of this 3366-nucleotide messenger RNA. RefSeq lists its product as hypothetical. NCBI's taxonomy places the organism in Eukaryota, Apicomplexa, Aconoidasida, Piroplasmida, Babesiidae. The transcript has a single exon. The coding region runs from base 1 to 3366 and encodes 1121 amino acids. The record is from RefSeq and is a predicted model, not a curated record.
AUGGCGGAUUUCUGCCGAUUCUUCGUCGCUGCAGGCGAAACGGGAAACCGGAGAACCCUGCAGAGACUGCGGGGCCUGCUGGCGAACGAAAGGGAAUCUUUUCGGAUAUGCAUACAGACUCUGAGCCAUCUGUUGGGGGUGCGGCUCAACGAACUCACCAGGUUCGACCGCAGCUUCGUCAUGAAGGAUGAUGUGGUGUCGAUUUACCUCUCCGGCGAGCUCCCGGAAAGCGUCACCGCGCUUCUGGCCGACCUGGACAGCGACCCGACGCGGAAGCACCAGGUCGCGUUGCAGAUCAGCAAGCUGCUCAAGGCCAGGCUACACUACGGACUGGAUGACGUUGUGCAAGUCCUUGACGGCGCACCGGCCAAGGACCUGUACAGCAGGAGCAUCGCCUGCCUGUUGCGGAUUUGCGUCUGUGCGCUCAAAGCGGAGUGCGACAUGCGGCGGGGCACCAAUUCGGCUACGGCGAAGACGCAGGUGAGCGUGGUGGAUGAGACUGGAACCUCGCUGUGCGAGGUACUGACUAGGUGUUGCAUCAUUCUCUGCAUUUUCGGCGCCCAAGAAUCAAACCUGUUUGACGACGUCAGGCAAGUCCAGGAGACCUUGCUCCGUCUGGUACCUGGGCCGUUGGCCCUGCACAUCAUCGCUGCUUUCCCGGUGGUGGCAUUCGACGGCGAGUGCCUGUUCACCCUACAUAACAGGCGCGUCUUUGUGGAGGCCCUUGCGGCAAUAAUGCCGGAGCUGCUAGAUCACAUCCUCAUCUUCAACCGCAUUGGGGCGCAGCAGGCAACCCGGAAGAGGGAGAGACGCCGCAGCAGGGAUGAUGGGAAGGGCGCAGGUCGGAAGCGUGGCGGUGCUUCAAGGAGGGGUGCAUCCAAUUCCGUAUCUGCAAUGUCGCCUGCGUCUAUCCUGGACGCUACGUUGCAGGGUAUAAAGUGGGGAACUAAGGUCGACGCGUACGGCAAACGUGGUGGCGGCCGUUCCGGCGACGGCAGGCGCCAACUGAGUACCAUCCACAUCGACACUGAGGGUUGGGAAUUCGCGUUCGGCAACAUCCCGCGUGUCAGGACGCUAUCGCUGCUCCUGGAGUUCAUCAUAAGAUUCGUGAAGAUAUCCAGAGACGGGAAGGUGGAGAAACAGAUGCUGGGGUGGCUUGACGCUCUGGUCUCCAAGCCCAGCUUCAAGCAAACCUUUGCCCCCAUCUUCUCGAUGGGCAGCACCGACAACUUCGACAAUAUCCUGCAGCUGUCUCGCAUAUUGGGGAAGGACAUUUUCGUAUCGCACACGAUCCUCAGUGUGGGUCGUCCCGCGGACGAAGCGCUGGACAUGGCCAAAGCGGCAGGGCUUGAACUGCUCACCUCUAAUCCCGAGUACGCGCGAAAAAUCCUGACGUUCUUGGUAGACGGCGUGGUCAGACGUCCGCGCGUGGCCAUCGAGUGUUGGUGCGCUUUGCUACGACCGCUGGUGUUGCCACGCGAGAGCAAGGAGAUCCACUGGCCGGGAAGGAGGAAGGUACCCGUGGCGCUGCUCGGCGUAAUCGAGAGGCUCAUUGGCGUUGUCGCCAAACACGCUCUCAUGCAGAAUUUCGGGGACGAAUGCCACCCGGACGAGGACAACGUGCACGCUUCCACUGCACGACAACUGCUGGUAAUGCUCAUAGCGUUGGUCGGCACCAAGAAAGCUGCCCCCAAGCUCACCCACGCGCUUGAUGCGGCGCACGAGGCGAUGGCAGAGACUGCCACAGUGGAAACUGUGCAGGUGAUGGAGUUCGGUAUUUUCUGUCUGUGGCUACUAAAUAUGAGCGUGAAUUCCGGGCGUAACAAGAAGCUGCUGGCGUUCGUGAAGCAAAUCAACGAACGUACGCUGAGCGAAGCGAUCGAAAUUCUGGAGGGCGCGACCAAGACCGGUUCCAUAAGGUCGCGUUUGGAGGCUCUGGAAAGGAUAAAGCGAGGCAUACUGGCGAGCAGGGUCAAACAGCAGGUGGGAAAUCAGGAGACCUGGUUCGACGACGUCCACUUAAACCAGCCUAAUAUUGUGAAAUGGAGGACCUACUACAGUGACUGUGCAGGGGAUAUGUUGCGGCAGCUGACCGAUGUUGUGCUGAAUCGGUUACCGGCCGUGGUGCCUGACAAGCCCCCGGAAAAACCUCCCGUUGAUGACAACCCCAAGCCGACGACGACUGGACGACGAAGGGGCCGGCCUCGCGUAGUCAAAGUGACUACCGAAGAUCGCAAUCACGUGACCUACGAUAGAAUGGCCAACGCCAUAGCGAACUACGUCAAGCGUGCCAAGCUGCUCCUGCGUUUGCACAAGCUCAACCUAACGAAGCAUGUUGAAGACAACGUUUACGCCACCAUUGUUGCGGUUAUGGCGCGUUUCAAAGUCCCGUUGAAUGACUGUGUCGAGAUGUUCGCGCUUAUGAUCGAUAGUUGCCCACCGCAGUUGCUCUACAAAGCCUGCAAAAGCAAGCUCCCACGCCUCACAAUCACGCUUCUGAAUGCCAUUUCGCUGAAUUUGGACGAUCGUCAUGCGGGUCUCAUCACAGCGGUAAUGGCCGGCGCGAUGGUUUCGUACAAAGCAAGCAGCCGCCGCACAAAGCUGCUGGCCGCACUGAUGCAUCUCAUUGCGAGAACGGCGGCAGCGCCGAGGCUUUUAGCGGAAUUGCUCGGAAGCGAUGCGAAGCUGUCAAGGGUGCAAAACUUCGUGGUCUUUGUAAACACCGUCAAAAUCAAAAGGGCGUAUUUCCUGGAGGCACGAGGCGCGAUGAACCUAGCACUGAUCGAGCGUUAUUUGCAAUACGGAACGGCUCCGGUCGAAGUCGCUAUCACCAAGUUCUUGCAACUUCAAAUGAGGCGUUUGAUGACAUCGCGAGCAGCGCGGUUCUCGAUAUCCAUGUACACCAAAGGCAAACGAAUACAAGAGAAGCCGGCUGCGAAGGGGCAGCUGAGCACCCUUGAUACGCUCGUUGUCAGCACGUUUCGGGUGUUCUUCGUCGUGAAUACGCCUCCGGAGACAGGGUGGCUAUCACGGCCGCAGGGAAACGUCAACGAUGUGUUCCACUGGAACCUGCUAGGCAGAGAGUACUACAUCGCCUUUAGUACCAUCGCGCUCCUCUUCAAUUGCUUUCACCAGCUCACGAACACCAAGUUCAUGUUUAUCGUCGAGCAUUUCAUCGGGGUGGCGGCGAGGAUCAACGGGGACACGCACGCGACAGCACGGCGGAGCAUACUGACAGACCACAGCCUUCUGCGCAGCGACGCCGUGGAGUACUUCUACCAGGUCUACGGUAACCUGGCAAGGCGGUUCAGGCUGAAACGCGCCAACAAAUUACAGAGAACGAAGGCUGCUUUGCAUCCAAACUAA